UCCAAAGGAAGAAAGAGAAGGGAAUGUAAACAAAACGGACUUGAUGGUUUGCACGUCAUGGUGAUAGGGGUAGUGCGCUUCCACUCAAUCCUACCAACCUUUGUGAGCAAGUGGACUUGCUUAUAAAAGACAUUAGGUCAAAUGAAAACACCAAUGUCGAAUACAAAUCAAGAUUAGUCGGAGGCUUUGAAUCUCGGAGGGAGAAAACGGAGAAGAUCAUGGAUAAAUUUGUUGUGUUGAUAAUUUCAGCUUUGCUGCUAACAGGUUCCGUCGGAGCCAUGGAUGAUUGGAAGGAAGGAAAGGAGGCCAUUCAUGUCGGUGGCAAAGUGUUAUGCCAAGACUGCACCGAGGGAUGGAAGCAAUGGAUCGAUGGUGCCAAGCCCUUGCAAGGUUGCAAGGUAUCCGUAACUUGCCUGGACGACAGAAGCAGGGUGAUGUACUAUGGAAGUGAUCUGACAGAUGAGGCUGGAGACUUUGAUAUGAUCAUUAACAAGUACAUCAACGGGAAGGCGGUCAACGCCGAAAAUUGCUUUUUAAGGCUAGUCUCCUCCCCAGACCCAGUGUGCAACGUUGCCACGGACUUUGCCGGCGGGAAGACGGGGGUGAAGCUCCACCGACCAACCGUCGUGUAUCGGGACGUUAUCAAAUACGUGCUUGGACCCUUCUAUUACACCACCCCAAUGUGCGAUGAGCCUGAUGCUACGAACAAUGGUGACCAUGGCUCGUCAGAUGAAGAUGCAAAGGACAGCAAUUACUACUGAUUAUCUCUAUCUUUAUAUGAAUAUGAUGAUAAUGUCUGUCGCCUUUUCAGUUAAAUGUUACUAAUUUGUUUUUGUU
This is a messenger RNA of Coffea arabica (coffee), 837 nucleotides long. RefSeq names its product pistil-specific extensin-like protein. The record is from RefSeq and is a predicted model, not a curated record. NCBI's taxonomy places the organism in Eukaryota, Viridiplantae, Streptophyta, Magnoliopsida, Gentianales, Rubiaceae. Gene Ontology annotation, cellular component: cell periphery.